UAUUUAUUUACACAUCUAGUUAUAGAAGAUCUUUGAUUUUGCCAUGUAAACAGUUUUUGACGUUUGUUUGAAAUCCGUUAAUUUUUUUUUGAAUUUAUAAAAAGGAAUAGAAAAAAGUGAAUUUAGGCAAGUUUAGACCAAAUGCCAAUGACAAAGAAAAAAAGGCAGCUCAAAAGAGCAAAAAUGAAAUAUUUUAAAUAUGAUAAGCAAAAGAAUAAAGUAGACGAAGUAUCAUAUAAUGAUACUAAAAAUAAUGAAAUUGAUUUUGAAGCAGGCUCACCUUUAACGCCAGAAAAGGUGGAUAGUUUUGCUACUGAACUUAAGUCAACGCCUAUGAGAAAAAAACGUAUCCAUAAAAAUACUCCUAAUGAAUCUAUGAAUGUUACAAAUCUCAACAUACUGUUUGACUCAGAAUUUAUUUACAAUGCUCACCCAGGAAAUGAUGUCUUCAUUAGCAAAACGAACUCUGCUAGAAAACGAUCUCUAUCCAGCAUCUCAAAAUUUAGCUCUCCUGUUAAAGGAGAACCUUAUAGAAAACACAAACACACUCAAACACCCGAGAAGAAUGAUAUCAUUCUACCUAGUUGCAACACCAAUGAAGAAACACCUAAAUGCAGGAAAAUUUUCACCAUGCAAAAGAAUACUUUAGAAAAAAGUCAUAGGGUUAUUAAAAAUAAAUUUUUGAGUAAAAAGUUUCAAAAUGACAUCAACAUUAACCCUUAUCUGAAACAUAUGGAGCCUAACAAGAGGGAUGACAGUUACAGUGAGGCAUCUUUUUUUUGUCCUAAUUUGUUUCAGCCAUAUUCAUCGACACCUAUUCAAGCCGUUACAAAUCAUCGAGAUUUAGUUGAGAAUCUCGCAGAUGCUAUUUUUAGUCCAAAGACUCCAAAAUUUUGUACUAAUGUAAAUAUAAACAAGACUCCCAAGGAGAAGAUAUUGAAAAAAGAGAUCACUAUACAAAGCUUAAAAUCGUCUUCAUUCAACAUCUCUGCUGGAAGAAGAACCUUUAAAAAUUCUCUCAAAUCACCAGGAAAAACCCAUUCGACUAAGUUGAAUGGUUACUUUUCCAAAUAUGAUAUUAACAAAAAAUCUUCGAUGGAAGUUUCGUUUAAUAACUCUGAUACUGGUUGCUGUGAUAAUUUAUUUUCGAGAAUUAGAAAGUACUGCAAACUGACCCAAAACUGGACCGGAAAAAUUGUAAAUGUUUGUUUUCAUUUGGGCCUGCAGUUAAAGAAUACUGUAAGUUCCAUCUAUGCUGGUCACAGUAAUUCUCUUCAAGGAGACAUUCGAUUGUCUUGCCAUAGGUGCGAAGAAUAUCGAGCAGAAGUAUCAAAGUUGUCAUUAAAAGUCGUUGACAUUGAAAAUUUUAAUAAAAAACUUAAUGAAGAGAUGCAGAAGAUUAGAGAUGAAUUCAGUCAACUUACAGACGUUAAAAGUGAAAUAGAAUCUCUAAAAAACGAGCUAAAAACAAUAAAAAAUAAUCCUUCUGUGCCUAUGAUUCCCCCUCCACCACCGCCACCACCGAUGCCGCCUAUCGCGCCCCCACCACCGAUGCCGCCUAUCGCGCCCCCACCACCACCUCCUCCCCCUCCACCGCCUCCUCUAAUGUCAUUAGACUCGAAUAAGUUAACGAUUUCCAAGAAGAAGACGAGCAAUGGUGAAGAUAAAGAAAAUAGCAGGCCGGUGAUUUCUUUGGAGGAUAUUUUGAAAGUGAAAUUAAAGAAACCAAAACCAUACCAACCCACUCCGACUUCACGUCGCACCAGCCAGCCCACAGUGUCGCUCGACAUGUUGAGACAAGUCAAACUGAGACCUUCGUCCUCUAAGAGCGUUACAAUACCGGACAACGAAUCGAUAGAUGUAACGUUGAGCCCCAACACGAAUCUGUGCAGGUUACUGAAAAGCGAUCUUAUGACCUCCGGUAGAAGGUUAAAACGUUUGCGUAAAGUCGGUGGUUUAAGUUGUGAUUCUGUUUACAGGCGAAAGUUCGGCGAAGGAAGAGAUAGAUUCGAAGAAAUUUGAGUAGAACAAUGUGCAGGAUUGAUAAUAGUUUUAUAUACUUUACGUAGGUGGUUGAAUGGGUCUUUUUGCAUAGUGUCGAAAUUCCUGUUAAAAUUCAAGAAGGUGCUUUGGGGGUAAUUGGUAAUUUUAAGAUUAAUGUGUCAAUUUGGUUUUUAAAAAAUUCUCGUAUUUUUUUCAACUAAUUUUCAAUAUAAAUUGACGUGCAUAAAAGUUGAAAAAUGCAGAAACUAAAAUGACAAUUUUUUAUUUUAUAAGGUAUAUUUUUUUAGUUUUUGUAUCAAUUAUUUUUAUUGUAAAUUAAAUGAAUCCAUGACAGUCUAUAUUGUUAUUGUAUAUACAAUUUUUUAAUAUUUUUUUAUAUAUAAAAGAUGAAUCUAUUUUUGUGAAAAUUUAGCUUUUAAUAUAUUUUAUAUAUUUUUUAUUUCUUUGUAUUAAUGUAUUCUUUAUUUUUGUGACAAAUAUUUAUUUUUUUAUAAGGCAAAGUUAUGUAGCGACAUUUGUAACAUGUUCGUGUCAUACAAAUGACAUGACAUGAAAUUAUUAGUGAAAUAUUUUUUUGUAACGAUUUUGUUAAAAUAUUUUUGUAAAUGUAUUGUAAUAUUUUUUUAAUAAAGUUAUAUAUUUAAAUGUUU
Molecule: messenger RNA, 2654 nt
Organism: Psylliodes chrysocephalus
Lineage: Eukaryota; Metazoa; Arthropoda; Insecta; Coleoptera; Chrysomelidae
Source: the annotation of a GenBank genome assembly